This is a messenger RNA of Entamoeba invadens IP1, 312 nucleotides long. RefSeq lists its product as hypothetical. Bases 1 to 312 code for a protein of 103 amino acids. The record is from RefSeq and is a predicted model, not a curated record. NCBI's taxonomy places the organism in Eukaryota, Evosea, Mastigamoebida, Endamoebidae. The transcript has a single exon.
AUGUCGAUCGUUAACCUUGCUGGAAGAUACACUGGACAAUGCCUUUCUAACGAACACAGCGCCGUCAUUGCAGCAGCUGAGAAAUACACUGGACAAUGUCUUUCGGAUGAAAACCGAGCGCUUGUUGCUGUAGCAGAAAAAUACACUGGAAAGUGUAUAUCCAAUGUCUCCAGUGCUCUUGUGUACGUUGCCGAGAAAUACACCGGAAGAUGUCUUUCUGGUGAUUCCAAUGCUUAUGACGCUAUAAUGAGUAAGCAUGGGCGAUUCAACUGUAACAGUAAAUACUAUGCCAUUCUUGCUGUUUGCCUCUAA